Rhagoletis zephyria (snowberry fruit fly) is the source of this 672-nucleotide messenger RNA. RefSeq lists its product as uncharacterized. The record is from RefSeq and is a predicted model, not a curated record. NCBI's taxonomy places the organism in Eukaryota, Metazoa, Arthropoda, Insecta, Diptera, Tephritidae.
CGGCAUUCGCUGUGAAACAGUUAAAUUGUGACUUGUACAAAUUGGGAAAGCCUAAAUAAAUACAUAUUUAUAGCAGCUACAUAUUAAAGUGGAGUAAGGCAAAAAAAAAGAGCGAAAUAGUAAAGUGACUGCAUGCACAAGUGUUCUAUAAACUUGCAUAAAUAAAUAGCUAAUUAAAAAUCAUCACACACAACACUUAAAAUUGGAUGUCUGCUCAGUUAAAUUGCAACUAAACAUAUUAAAAAAAAAAAUGUUUUCGAAGUUAUUGCAAUUGUCUGUCUGUACGUUGUUAGUGUGCACCUUGCUGGUGGUAAGCAUGCCAACUGAAACGGAAAGCCGGCGUGUCAUCUUCUAUGCGCCACAACGCAUACAAAUUUUCACGUCACAGAUUUUAUCGGCGCGAGCGAAAGAAAAACCCUGUGCGAAGUGUCAUAUGCGAGAUCAUCGCGGGAUUUGUCGACGUCUGCUGUCAUUCAAUAGUAAUGGCAUUAAAUGUUAAAUUAUUGCUGCGGUAAUUUCGCUGCGUCAAUGGAAUCUCCUUUCCUGUUCUUGUGAAAAAAGCGAACAGGGGUCGGUGCUUGCGUGUUUGUCUGACAUAAUCAAACACUGAUUAUAUUUACAUAUAAGCUGUACUAAUUUAUUCUAGAUUUAAAUGAAUAUGUAAAAUAUUUG